Messenger RNA from Poecilia latipinna (sailfin molly), 3581 nucleotides. RefSeq lists its product as uncharacterized. NCBI's taxonomy places the organism in Eukaryota, Metazoa, Chordata, Actinopteri, Cyprinodontiformes, Poeciliidae. The transcript has 5 exons. The record is from RefSeq and is a predicted model, not a curated record. Gene Ontology annotation, molecular function: protein binding. Bases 452 to 1654 code for a protein of 400 amino acids.
UCCAAAUUACAAAUUGCUGAUAUUCUUUUCUUCAACACUAGAGGGCAGUGAAUACUCAUCUUUUUUAAAUAAUCAUCUUCAAGCGCGUUAAAUUGUGAAUUGUAUGCUAAAGAGUCUCCUAAUGAAUGUAAAGGUUAAAAGUUUUAUGUAUAUAAAAAUUAAGAAGCCAAGUAUGGAGUAUUUAAUCUGACACCAGAUAACAAAGAAAGCUUAUUUUUAAUAAAAUAUUUGUGUGCAUAGUUCUUUCACACAGUGGGCUCUGUUGGUGUAUUUUAAAUUAUGCACAAAUGGUGGGAGUGUCGUGUGAAAGUGUUUGUGUCCCUGUUUUGGGUCAGCCCACACCCUCCCUUUUUACCUCAUCCCAUCCGCUCCCUGAGCGCUCCUAUAAAAAUCCCAGGAAUCCCAACUUGAGAACAAACAGUGCAGUGAGUCCAAAACUGACCCAUCCAAGAUGACAGGGAUUACUCUGGUUCUUUUGUUUCUGGCGUUUCCUCUUUAUGACACAGAGGAACAAGUUGUCAAAGAGCUGUACACCCUUAUAGACAAGGGUCCACAGGAUCCUUCACCAAGCAACCAAACCAGGCUGGUGGUCAAAGAGCCCACCCUGCCCAUCAAUGAGCUCUUGGAGAAAAGCAGCAAGUCUAGUGAGUCCAAGCUAAACUUCCACCCAAUGCCAUCUGCUGUGUGGCCAAAGCACAGCAACCUGGCCCCGGUCCUCCGUCACCCCGGCCCCAACAACAAGAGCAAAAAGGGGCACAAGAGUGACCGUUUAACAGAGCACAACAGUGAGAAAAACAGGGGGGAAGUUGCUGGUUUGCUUCCCAAAACCCAGCUGACAGGAGCCACGAGCUCUGGCUCCAAUCGCACAACACAGAAAGUCAGUCAGGACACCCAGACCCACAUCAGCCCUCCUCAGCAGGGUGAGCCGGAGGAACAGCCCAACCCCAAACCCAAGACCCCAGCUCAGACACAAACACCCAUCCAGCCGCAUCAGACAGCGUCUUCACCUCGCAGAGACUCCCCCAACCGACGGCAGGACCCAGAGGAGAACCGACCUGGGAGGUCCGGCCUCUACCAGUCUGGAAUCAGCUCCGCGGCCUGGAACAACAGCCGCCCACCGGUGUUUUUCACCCAGCGUGCGGCUGGGUCCUCCAGCCUGCUCUACCAGUUUGACGUCCUGAGGCGAGAGUCCGACUACACACACGACGCCUUCUGCAUGAGCGAGUGCAGGAAGGAGAAGGAUGAGAGGGAAUAUUACUGCUACAGCGAGUUUGCUGUCAAUGGGAUUGUCCACGACAUCGAUGUUUUGAAGAAAGGAGUCAGACUGAUCACGUUGAUGGUGAGCGCUGACGGCUUCUACAAGAUGAGUCGUCUCUAUGUGACCCCAGACAGCUUCUUCUUCAAGGUUCGCCUCCUGGUCUUGGACACCUUCAAGUGCAGUAAGCCCUGCCCUGAUAUCAAGCUUGGGGCCAGAUACAUUGUAAUGGGUCAGAUCUACCACCGGAGGCGCCACCUUCCCAGUGACCUCCUGACCCUGCUGGCUGGCAAACUAAAGCCUGGGGAUGGCCUCCUGCGCAGCAGCAACUACGUCAAAAGGUUCAACAAACGGAGACACCAGAAAGCUCUGGAGGCCGUCCGCUCCAGGUGUAGGUGAACCACUGACGAGAAUAUCGCCCCCUGCUGCAGGGGAAGAGACUUCGCAGCCGAUCUUACCCAACCCUAUGGCACUGUGCAAGAGGGGAGGAUGUGCAGCGGAUGUGGAUGUGCUCUCAUAUGGACCGCUACCAUGUAUCAUCAUAUCGGCUUUAUCUAUGAAGUUCCCAAAGAACUGAACUGAACUGGGGCCUCUUUGAUGCAAGCGGGACGCAGUGAAGUACUUUCUGAGGUGUAUGCAGACACAUUAUAGGCACCCACUGGGGGGGUUUCAAUGCACAAACAGAAAAUACCGACUAGAAAUAAUUAUUCUGCCAUUGUUUUGGCGCCCAAUCUAGCGUGGCGCCCGCAUUUUAAUACACACCCACUUUUUUUCUCCAAUGGAUACAAGCAACUUUGACUAACUGGACUCCUCCUCUUGCUGGUUUGGGACUCAAGCAUUCCUCUCUCACGCUGUCUCCUGAGCUCAACUCGAAUUAAACUCUUCAACGUUCAUAGCUGGUAAAUGAAGUACCAGACCUGAACAAGUAUCACUUUUCUGAGGAGACACGAAGCUGCUCCAAAGUGUGGGACAAAUGGCUUGUUUGUUGAAUCUGCUUCCAAAUUUGGCACUGGGAAAAGAUUCCGUCUGUUUUCCACAAUAAUUAACACAGCAUGUGAUGUUGGGACGGUUUAAUAAUGCUUCAAUUUCCUAGACAUUAAAUCCAGAUAGCAAGGUUUAAAAAUUGUUGUAAAUUUUCGGAAUAUCAUUUUUUCUGUCGUUAUUACUCUUUUCAUAACAGUUGCCAUGACUUCAAAGAAUUGUACUGCGACUUUAAAAAACGGGUCAGUAGAUGGCUGGAUGGGAGGAAGCUGCGGUCAAAUAAGAGGCAACAAAUCAUAGCGGAGAGUGAAGAGGAGUAUUCAGAUGGCGGGAAAUGAGGAACGUCAGCUGGCUCUGAGAGAGGUUCUGCUUUCUUUAACUUUAAUUAUAUGUCCACAAUGAUAAAUAGGCUCAACAUCAAAAAGGUGGAGGUGGUGGGUUCCAAACACAGCGACGAGGAGGAGUCGUGGGUCUCGCUGGGACCAUGCCAUGAAUCUAAUCGCAGGAAUCCGAUCCUCCACACACCUGGGCGCUCAAAGAAGCGCCUUCAUUGCGGCUUAUUUUCCGAGAUGCUGAAUCUGCUCGGGAGGCCGAUGCUCAGAGGGGGGAUAUUUGAGAAAUGUAGAGGGAGCAGCACGGUGAGAGCGGGUGUAAAAUGUAUAACCAAGAGAGCCUGAGCAGCGUCGGGUUUGUCGAAUUGGCUUGUGAUGCAAUUUCACUUAAACUCUUGCUCUGUCUUUCUAAACUUAGCCUGAAUGAAAACCAUGUGCUUUCUAGGUGAGAAACAUGGCGACGGCGCCGGAGGAAAGCGCGCGACUCAUACAGAGGCUGUGGUCUUCGACUCGGCCGUCACAGGUUCGAGUCCCGGCCCUCACCCACAAUCCGCUUUCCUGUCUGACUGCUGUCAAAUAAAGGCCACUAGAACUGGGGGGAACAACUUUUAAAUAUAUAUAUUAUUAUUCGCAUGAUUACGUGAAACUUUGUUAUUCCCAGAAGAAGCGCCGUCCCUCUGAACAGGUCGCAGAAAUUAAAGUUUAACAGCCAAAUUCUGCUGCGUUUACCCUCUCCUCCUCCUCCUCCUCCUCCUCUCGUUCCUCGCCCCCCGCACGUCCGUCAUCUCUGGUCAGUUCCCAGGCUCCACGCAGCCUCUAUCAGCGAUCAGUGCUGGAGGGAACAGGCGCAUGUGGUGGGCAGGAAACGGGAGCCUGAUCCACACUGUGGCCACUAUCGCAGCGGGAGGACAUUCCUCAUCACGGAGCAUGUGAAGGAGGGGUGUGGGGCGGGUAGGUGGGAAUAUCUGGUAGAUGCUUCCUGUGUGAAGACUGCGCAAAAAAAAAAAAAAAAA